Molecule: messenger RNA, 2575 nt
Organism: Carassius gibelio (silver crucian carp)
Lineage: Eukaryota; Metazoa; Chordata; Actinopteri; Cypriniformes; Cyprinidae
Gene: il10ra
Product: interleukin 10 receptor, alpha
Exons: 7
Coding region: 268-1911 (547 amino acids)
Molecular function (GO): protein binding
Source: RefSeq, a predicted model, not a curated record
GAAAAACAGAGAGAGGGGAAGUUCACAGUGCAAAUACAUAGAGAGCCAGUCAACCACUCAACCUCACAUUCAGAUGAGAGAUAGAGAGAGAGAGAGACGUGCGGACGGAACUGAGCAGCAAAUGAACAUCGCACUGGCUCUGUUAGCACAGUUAUUUAGUUAUCAGGACCAGUUCAAUUCAAAUACAGAGAGUUUUUAUGUGUGUAUGUUCGGAACUGGACUGGAAUCGGGAUUUAAUAUUGGAUAUGAUGCUCAACUGACAUAAACAUGGAUUGGACUUCAUGGAUUACUUUUUUGGUUGUGUUAAUAAACACUCCAGCUUACAUAAGAGGUGAGCCACUGGAAUUAAAUGUGACUAUAGACAUAUGGGAGGGAAAUGUAACUGUGCUCUGGGAUCCCCCUAAAGGUGCCCCUGUGAAUGCCCUUUAUCAAGUAAAGACAGCACUAUACUCGCGUCGUAAUGCUGAAUGGGACAUUGUGCCAGAGUGUAACAUGACUACAGAAAAUAGAUGUGAUCUUGGGAACUUUAUAUACAAACCGGAAACAAAAAUAAAGAUUGGACUGUUUAAAGGAAAUUGCACCGUUUCAUGGUCAUCAGCAAAACGAAUUCGUUUAAUUAAUAGCAAACUGUUGGCUCCAGAGUUUGACUUGUCUUUCUCUCCUAAUACGGUGAAGGUUAAGAUUUACAGAAAGCCGUUUCUCAAUGAUAUUUUUAAAUAUGGAUCAAUGUACUCUGCCAUGCUGUACCCAAAAGGAAAGGAGAGUCAGGCUUUAAAAAAAAAUGAUGAGGAUGAAGAUGGAGAGGUGGAGUUCACAUCAAUACCGUUAUGGAAGGAGUAUUGUGUCCAUGUGAAAGUGGAGAUGGAAUCUAAUGACGUGAGCAACACCUCAUUACCACGCUGCAUACAUCAAUCAGAAGAUGUAUCCCUGGUGAUCUCCAUGUCCUUUGUUGGUGUAGUAGGAGUCAUGUCUUUCUUCAUGUUCGCAGUCUGUUUCUUCCUGAGGCGUCCUGGUAAAAUGCCCGCUGUUUUGAAAUCUGCUGUGAAUGGAUGGAACCCUAUGAAUGUCGGAUUGAUCCAAGUGGAAACAGUCACUGACAAGGGAUGGCUCCUGACUAGCAACAAAAAGGUGGAAAAAAGUAAAGAAUUUGAUGAGAACAAGGACCUUUUGGAGGAAGACAAAGAGAGAAGAGAGAGUACAGACAGUGGAGUGAGUGUCGGCCAGCAGAAUUCGAUUAAGAACGAAGGACUAGACGGACUUACGGAGCAGGAAGAUAGCGGCUGUGGCAGUCUGACAGGCACAGAGGACAGUCUCAGCAGUGGAAGAAGAAGCCUGGAAGAGCUCCCUUUUCUAGAUGGUGAAGUAAACAGCAGCAAUGAAAGUGAAAGAAAAGAUGACAGUGGCUUGGGAAUAGGAGACCAGGAUGCUUCCGACAAUCUCACGGGAACGGACGUUGACCUCUCUGAGAUAGUAGUACUUGGGGAUGGAUAUCGUAGUCAGAGUCCUUCAGCUGAUGCUCAAAGCGAGGCCACCAUCCCAUGUGAUAUAGACGCCAACAUGGCCAGCCCUAGCGGUGGCUAUCGGUCUGGUCAUGUGACAUGCUUGUGUUCUGAUGUUGAGACUUGCAUGUGGUGCAAAACCAGGAAGCUCCUAACAGACAGUGAUUCAUUGUCUCAUGAGCAAACCAGCUGUACUUUCAAAGCCAAUAAUGACAAUGACAGACUGAACUAUUUGAAAAAAUCUCCUUUAGAUUCUGUGAAUGUAUCAGGAUUGGAAGAGUCAUCCUUCCAGUCAGAAGAGGACUGUGGCGAGUCGUCGCUUUUUAUCACCUGUCCACUAAUGCUACAAGAACCUUGUGAACUGGACAUUUUGCCUCUUAAAUUAGGAGACGUAGAACUGACAUUCACGUGAGAUGUGAGACAUUUUCAUAAUUGCGAAGCCACUGGACAAAGCAUAUCUGCUUCUCCUCAUGCUGUUUGUCCAGCUGGCAUUUAUUCCUCAUUUAGAUGCUGGGCUGUCAGAAGUGGGGCUGCCCCUCUGUGACUUCCUGCAUGCAUCAGGUCAUAAUUUUUCCCAUAUGCUGACUAUAGAGGAGACAUCCAAGUUUCUACUUGAGUGACCAAGAGUGAUAUACUAUCAGAAUAUGAUGAUGAUGAUGCUGAGUCUAAUCUCAUGUAUCUGCCCCACCACUGAUACAGUUUUAUACAGACUCAAUUAUGUUACACUCUCUAAAAAACAACAAAAAAACAUGGUUCUUCUGAAAGUUUAUUUGUAAACUUCCAUGACAUUACUGCAAAAAAAAAAAAAAAAACACAUUUUAGAACCUUUAUAUUUAGGAGUGUAGUGUGGAGAACAUUUUAAAUAUCAGAAAGAAAAAAAAAAUGUUUUACUAUAAAGAACCUUUUACUCAAUGUAAAGGUUUUGUAGAAGGUGCUUCAUAGAACCAUCAAUGACAAUUAAGUCAUUUUUUGCACAUGCAUUGUACAUAUUUACAUUAUAUGUAUGCACUUACAUUUUCUAAAUGCUGAAUAUUGAAAAAAAAGUGUUAAUAAAAAUAUCAUUUUUUUUUUCAUUA